Bacillus rossius redtenbacheri is the source of this 5484-nucleotide messenger RNA. RefSeq names its product translocating chain-associated membrane protein 1 (gene TRAM). Gene Ontology annotation, cellular component: endoplasmic reticulum membrane. The record is from RefSeq and is a predicted model, not a curated record. The transcript is spliced from 8 exons. Lineage: Eukaryota; Metazoa; Arthropoda; Insecta; Phasmatodea; Bacillidae. Bases 107 to 1267 code for a protein of 386 amino acids. Gene Ontology annotation, biological process: SRP-dependent cotranslational protein targeting to membrane, translocation; protein insertion into ER membrane.
ACAGUUUCCGUUGAUGACAUCGACAUGUCAUUCGUCAUUUGUUCAGUUCUUUAACUUGAAAGUACGUAAGUUGGAAGUAAAGUUCGUUUGAAAUUAGAAGUUAAUUAUGGGGAUAAAAGGACGGAAACAGGCGUCUAAAACGCCACAGAUAUUUAGUCAUGAAUUUAUUAUUCAAAAUCAUGCCGAUAUUGUAUCUUGCGUUGCGAUGAUAUUUGUUAUUGGGCUAAUGGUUCAGGCAACGUCUUCAUUUGCAUAUAUGUUUAUUGCUGUUCAUCACAACACCUCUGCAGAAGAAAGUGCACCUCGUGAUGGAUUUGAACCUGUGCUGUACAUGUAUGGUUGGAAAGAUGCUUGUGCAGUAUUCUUCUAUUUCCUGAUUUGCAUUGUUAUGCAUGCAAUUGUACAGGAAUACAUUUUAGAUAAAAUUAGUCGUAAACUACACUUGUCAAAGGUGAAGCAUAGCAAAUUCAAUGAGUCCGGCCAGUUGGUGACAUUUUACGUAAUGUCUGUUUUGUGGGGUGGUGACAUUAUAUUCAGAGAGAAUUUUCUGCUGAACAUUCCUUCACUGUGGGAAGGAUAUCCUCACAAUCAAAUGACUUUCAUGUUCAAAUUCUACUUCAUUAUUCAGAUGGCCUACUGGUUGCAUUGUUACCCUGAACUCUACUUUCAAAAGACAAAACGAGAAGAAAUGAUGCCCCGGAUCAGAUAUGCUACCCUAGGAUUCUUCUACGUUUUGGCAGCUUAUUUGCUCAAUUUUACUCGGAUUGGUAUUUGCCUGUUGGUUCUUCAUUACAUUUCUGAAGCAGCAUUCCAUGUAGCAAGACUGAUUUAUUUUGUUGAUAAAGCUGAGAAUGGCAGUAAAGCUGGUUACCUGGUUGCUAACGUUGUUUUCGUGUUUGUUCGACUGGGUUCUAUCAUCAUAUCUGUGCUUACGUUCUGGUAUGGUCUCUCUCUAAACCCAAACCAGGCACUGGAUAUUACUACAGGAAACUUCAACACAUUUUUUGUCAGAGUGGGUGCAUUGGCAGCAGUGUGUUUGCUGCAAGCUUGGCUUAUGUGGAAUUUCAUUACAUUUCACUUGAAGAAAUUGCGUGAGCAGACUGCUGUGCAGACAACCAGUAGUCGCAAACCAAAGGUAGAGAAACGUACAUCAAAGAAGAAGAAGGAAGAACAUAAACGUAACGUUGAAGAUGAUGAACUUCCUGAAGUUGAUCAGAACACGAAGAAGUCGUUGAGAAACAGGUCUCAGUCAGCCAAAGCAAAGUAGAUGUUGAGGGACUGGGCUGCCAUUGGCAUUAGGAAUUGAAUUUAUGAGUUGGAGAAAGAAUUUAAACUUGAUUUUAUUUCCAUUGAGAGGAUAUUUUGGGGUUUAUUCAUUGUUACUAUCGGUCAGAAACAUUUAUCAGCUUACAUGCAUGAGACAAUGCCAAAUAUUAUUUUGUAUUUAAGUUAGCUAAGAAAUUUCUGCAUUUGGUAUGCAAAGUGAAAUUUUGUUUGAACUCUACACUAAACUGCUCAACCUAAUAAUUUGGUUAAAGGUCUAUUUGAUUUUUAAAACAUUGUUCUUAACACAAAAAAAUGUAUGCACUACAAACAAAAUAACGUGCAAAAAAAUUGAAUUUGAUAUCCACACCAGUUAGUAUUAGAACGAGGAGUUUUUUUGCCUUUAAGAUAUUUACUCGUGUGUUUUUAAGUUUUCAUUAAAAUGUUUUUUCCAGAUAACUGCUGUUAUCUGGUAAAUUAUCUGGUGAAGCUUGUUAGAGCUCACAGAAAAUGUGAAAAAUGUAUGUUCUAUUGUUUUAAAUGUUUCUUCAAAAAAAAUUUUUAUUGAUUACUAAUACUGUCAGUUGACCUACAGAACUUAUUUAUUUUAUUUAGGUCACUAGUGAUAACUAGAGACUUGCAAAAUUCGUGGUUUCGAUGGCCUUCAGGAUAGACUGCACAUACCCCUGUACACUCAGGCAAAUAACGCAAGUUCAUUGGCUGCCGACUUGUAAGUCGUCUCAGCUGGUUUGUCUGUGAUUCGAUCCUUCUUUGGUUGAGGGUUUAUAACUGGUUGAGAUUGGUCCAGAUGAACAGUAAGCCAAUACAGGGCCGCAACUAGGGGGGGAGCAAGCGGGGCAUACGCCCCGGGCGCAAAGCUGUGGGGGUGCCGAAAUUGCUUGCAUUGUAAUUCCUACUACAACUGGUAACUGGUAAAAAGUUUUUUAACUUGCAUGCCAGGAAUGUCUAAUCUGAUUUACAAUAUAACGUCUCAACAUAUUUAAUGAACAAGUCUAGUGAUUAUACGGACUACUUUAUGGACAUAGUGGGUUCAUGCAUGGAAGUUACAGUAGCACAGAAACUGUUACAUGUAGGUAUGGAAAAUGCUUAAAUAGCACCAUUUUUCCGUGGGAGGGCCCCCGGACCCCCCGCUUUAUUGGUGUGGUAUGUGCAAAAAUAAAUGGGAGGAGGGGGGAGCGCAUGAAUCCAUUCAUGCCCCGGGUGCCAGAAACUCUAGAUGCGGCCCUGAGCCAAUAGCAAAAUUAUAUAAGAGGUAUAUGUGUUUGAAUUCUAGCCUAUCACCGAAUUAAUCCGCGAAUUUUGCAGGUCUCUAGUGAUAACUAAACUUUUAUUUCUUGGGGAACCUAUUCUAGAAAUGUAAUGGAGAAAUGAUUCGUUAAAAUAGUAAAUAUGGUUCCUUAAUUUGGUGCUUACUAAUUGCAUUCUGUAUUGUCAAUUGUAUGGUGAAUGUUUUUCAAUGAAAUAAAAUCAACAAAAAACUUUUUCAUUUCAUUUGUUUUAUGUUGCUAUAAAAAUUUAAUAUGUGUUUGUGGCAUCUAAAACAAAAUAUUAAAGAAACAUAUUUUUUUCCUUACAGUAUUUUCCUGUUUCGGUAAUGAAAGACCACUUUUAAUGGCAUCAGAAUUUUUUCCUGAUAUAAAAAUGUAAUUUUUUGAAAAUUGUUCUUAUGACUCUUUAUGGUUUGUUAUAAGAUGCAAAUGAGUGUCACAUGUUUUAGGUUGAUAAUUCUCCAGUUAUGUUUCUGGUUGUGGCAUUAAACUAUUGAGUGUCUCAAUGAAAAAAUGAUUUCUUUACAUCAGCGUAAUUGCUGUCAUUAUUUAGUAACUGUUUAAAUUUAUUUAACUUAGUUAUAUUUAAAUAUUUUAAAACUGCAUUUAACUAAAAGUUACUCUAGUGACCAGAACGUUAUUUAUUAGGAGUUUUUUUUUUUUAAUUUUUGGUGAGAGUAGUUGCUAUAAGGUAAGAAAUUGAAAAUAUUAGUUUAUAGCUGUUAUGUGUGUUCAUUAAGAGUUUUUACUAUACAUAUAUUGUAUGUGUGUGUAUAUAUAAUAUGGACUUAGGCUAAGGUCUGUAGAGAGGAGAGUGCUAGAUCCAAAUAUUCUUCUGUGAGUAUUGGUCUAUUCUGAUUUAGCUUGCAUCUUUAUUUUGAAUCGGUUGAUUUCAAUUUUGACCUUCCAACAUAUGAAAAAGCAAAUGAUACCCAAUUGUAGCAGUUGUUUCACUUUGUCACUAAGAAAAUAAAUCAAACCUUCAAAUCUGUUAAUUAUACUAAACAUUGUAACAGUGUUAGAUUACAAUGUACUGUUUCACAAAAGCUAUGCGUACGCCUGUAGAAUUCCAAUAAUAUUAAGGUUCCAUUUAUCCAGGACUCUUCUAGUAAAUGUUUUUUAUUUCGAAGAAUCAUUAUCAAGCUUAAAAAAUAAAAAUAAAAAAGUAAAAGGAAAUACCUAACUGGCAUUCUUCAAAAAAAUCUGUUUUAAAAACUCAGUUUGAUUGUUCCACAAACUAUAGUCCAAAGUUUGAUUGACUUAUGAUUUUAUUUUUGGGUUUUUGCAGGAAAUUGUCACAGUAAUUGUGUGUGUGUUUGUGAGUGCACUGAACAGAUCAUAAUUUUUUUUUGGCUUAACAUUUUGUUGGAUACGCUCAAUGUUACAGUUCAAGGACAUUAGGAAAGAACCAACCAUGGCCUGUAAUGAACCAUUCCAACAUUUGCCUGCAGUAAUUUUGAGAAACCAUGGAAAACUUAAAUCAGGAUAGCCUGGAUCCUAUGGUCUAUAACAUGAGUCCAGUGUCGUACAAUUGCACCAGCUCGCUCCAUCACAAAUUGUAAAAACAUUCAACAUAUCUUAGUGUUAGUUUUUCAUGGUUACAUAUGUAUGUAAUCAAUAGCGCGCGCGCACGCACGCACGCACACACGCACACACACACGCGCACACACACACACACACACACACUCUCUCUCUCUCUCUCUCUCUCUCUCUCUCUAUACUGUGCUGCUAGAAUUAAAAUGAGUCACUUGUGUUCUCUUUUGUUAUCCGCUAAUCAUAACUUACCUACUCUAGCACCCUUGUUGUGAAAGGAUAUGAUACACUAUAGCAAUUUCAAGUGCCGCUUUUUGCAGUCUGUCUAGCUCAAUUAGUGUUGUCAUCUGACAGUCACUGACUGAAAAUUUAUAAACUGAAAGACAGCUUCAUGUUAUGAUGAUUUUUGCAGCAGUGUAUAUAUAUGUAGAAUGUGGAGAAGUUAAAACAUAGCAAGAUAGAAGAUGGUGAGGAGUAAAUGACGUGAUAAGACAUAAAUAUGUUUUUUGCCCCCCCCCCCCCCCCUCCCCCCCAUCAAAUUUUUUGUUUUGUCAGAUUUUGAUGUGCAGUAUUUAUUCCAUUCACACGGCCUAGAAAAUAAUCACUGAUUUUGUACUGUCUACAUUUUGUGGUGCACAAUAACAAGAUGCCUAUAAAAGUGUGGUUUCAUAAAAAAAGCAGAAAACCACGAAUAGAAUUUUUGGCUAGUGGUUCGUAAAAUUCUGUACAAAGGGAAAUCCAAGGGUAAAUCAGAUCCAUGGUAAGAGAAUUGUUAAUGGAUGUUACCUUUGGAUAAUCCAUACUGAACUGUAUUAUCAAUUUUUUGAAAGUUAUAAAGUCCAACUUAGAGAACAAUAUAAUGGUAGCCAUGAAAAGCCUAAACUGACAAUGCCUAAUUCUCUUUGUUGUACAGAACAAACUUCAAUGACGUAUAUUUUAACAUUGUUGUUCUCAUUACUUUUGCAAGUUUUUUGGGAUUUGUCCUUUCUUUAGACCUUUUUAGAACAAACAUGCUUUAGUUUAUUAUAUGUUUAAUUAUUAUGUCAGUUUGGAAUGUGUCAGUUUUAUUUUCUCUCAUUGUGGUGAGAGUGUAGUACUUUAAAGAGUAUUGUAAAUUAACUAAGUGCCUUUUAACACAUAAUGUGAAAUUGUGCUAUAAAUAUUUUAGUUUGAUUGAGAUAAAAAUUUUGCACUGAAUAAUUUUGAGUUGUAUAAUCUGUUACUGUUGAAAAAUGUGCAAACCAAAUUUUACUUGUGUGACUUGAAUUGUGUUUAUUUUUAAUUUUUGCUGUAUUGAAAUACUCAGAAUAUUGAAUGUUUAUUUUGAUGUAACUUUUGUAAGAAGUAUUUUAUGCUGUUACUGUCAAAAUAAAUAAAUUUUUUUUAGGUGAAAUGAAAA